Molecule: messenger RNA, 1735 nt
Organism: Elgaria multicarinata webbii
Lineage: Eukaryota; Metazoa; Chordata; Lepidosauria; Squamata; Anguidae
Gene: IFI35
Product: interferon induced protein 35
Exons: 10
Coding region: 73-1206 (377 amino acids)
Cellular component (GO): nucleus
Source: RefSeq, a predicted model, not a curated record
GUGAGCCGGAAUCGAAAGUGGAAGCGAACCGAGAGAACCAAGUGGUACAAGUCUAGGAGGUGUGUCAACGUAAUGGAUUCAGAUGAGGAGUCUUUCAUCCAUCUGCCCAGCGAGACCAUUGCCACAAGUGGGUCUUGGGAGACGACGACAGAACAAAUCUCGUGGGAAAUUAAGAAGUGCCAGGAUACCUGCAAGGCUUUGGAGAUGGACUGGUGGUCGCUGCAGGCAGCCAAAGGCGCAAGUGAGCAGGAUGCAUCCAGACUCCAAGGACAGGUUGAGCUUCUCCGUCGAAGACUUCAGGAAUGUGAGCAGAAGGCCCAGGAAGUAACUUAUCAGGGAACACUUAAAUUUGAGGUUGAAGAAAGAGAUCAAUUGCUACAAGAAAAACAGGUGCUGGAAAGUGAAUUGGAACAACUGGAGAGGCUUCAAAUUCUCCAAGAAGAGCUUCACAAGGUGCCAGCCACCCUUCCUGAGAGGGGGAUGGUGUUUAAAGGCCACGUGGAAGAGGAGAAAGAGGGGACGCUGCCUGAGAUGCUCACUGUCCUGCCACAGAUCCGAUGCCCCAUGUUUGGAGGAUCGGCACUCAUCGUUUUUGAGAAUCCUGAGGUUGCCUGCAGGAUCAUCGCAAUCGAGCAGCAUCGAGUUCAACUGGAUGACUGGACCUAUGUGCAUGUGAAGGCUGAGCCUCUGGCGUGGCUCUUGCCCUCAUCCAUAGAGAUGUCUUUGGAACAGAGUCCCCGACAGGUUCUGCUCUCUGGAUUGCCGAUCCUGUCCAUGCCUGAGGAGUAUCUACUUGACAAGCUAGAGCUGUUUUUCAGCAAACGGCAGAACAAGGGUGGUGAGGUGCAGCGGGUGGAGCGGCUGAGUACUUCCGGCCACGUGGCUCUAUCUUUUAUGGAGGAAGGAGUGGCUGAACGGCUUGUCAAGAGGAAUCCAUUUCAGGUGCCCAUUGGAAAAGAGACCUAUGAGGUCAAGCUGUCGCACUGCAUAGGUGGGGAAAUCACAGAUCUUCAGUUCCGUUCUUCAGUCUGUGCUCGGACUGUCCUGCUGUCAGGAAUUCCAGAUGUCUUAGAUGAGGAGUUGAUGCGUGAAGCCCUGGAGAUUCAUUUCCAGAAGCCCAGCAAGGGUGGGGGGGAAGUGGAAGCCAUUAUUUAUGUCCCAACUGGACGCUGUACAGUAGCUGUCUUUCAGGGGGAAGAGGACUAAGAGAAAACGUCUUCUUAGUCACUACACGACAGGGUGUUAAAAUCCACCAGGGAAGAAGCACUGAGAAGAAGGCAAACUUUGAAGUUCUGGGGAAGGAUAUGAGAAAGUUUUCAUAGAUGGAAUUAUGAAUCAAUGCAAGGAGGUGGACACAAAUAGGCAAAUAUCAUUGAAGUGUAAAAAAUGAAAUAGAUUUCAUUUCUGGCCUAACCCAGAAGGUGGGAUGGGGGCUUUGUUCUUAGAACUCAGCUGAUAAAGGCUAUUUCUGAUGCUAUUGUGCCUCUCUUCUCUUGACAUCUGAUCUGUGUCUAUUAUAUGGAAUGCUUUGAUUUGGGGGCGGGGGAAUUCCCUGCUUUGAUUUGCUUGUCUGUAAUCCCAUUGCUUGGCAUUUGAAUGAUUCCAGUUCCCUAAUAUUUGUCUUUGACAGUCUCAGAAAAGCAGAAUAACAUUCAUGCUCUUCACAGAUAAUUCAAUGUUCAUUACUCAAACAACCACUGUGUUUGACUCUGCGAAGUAAAAUUUUCUCCUGGUU